Brassica oleracea var. oleracea is the source of this 620-nucleotide messenger RNA. RefSeq lists its product as uncharacterized. The record is from RefSeq and is a predicted model, not a curated record. Lineage: Eukaryota; Viridiplantae; Streptophyta; Magnoliopsida; Brassicales; Brassicaceae.
AGCCGAAGCAAAAUUUUGAACAUCCAACAAUGGAUGAGGAAAGAGAAGGAGAGAUAGAGAAGAAGGAAGGAGUAGCAUCAAUAGCUGUAUUGCCAUGUGGUUCCAUCUCUGGCCAUUUCAUUCACACGCCUCUCUCCGUCUGCUAUGGCCUCCAUGGCACUGAACUGGCUUGUGAGACUGAGUGCAGCCGCGGUGAGGAUUAUCGGUUGAUCAAGCUCACCAUCAUUGACUUCAACAGUAAAAAGGAACAAACAGUUGUAGUUGAGUGCAAAGCUCACGAUGCUGCUCGAAUUAAUAAUGUCGAGCAUGCUCACGGCUGGGAGGAAGAUGUGAUAGGACUAGUCGAACAAAAACACAGGAAGAAGAAGUCUGUUUCUUUCGAGUGUGAGACACUGAAGGCAGAUAAAGCAGCAGAGGACCACAUCAGACAGUUCAUGCCCAAAUUAUCUGGACUUGAUGCUGUCAUUAACAUUGGACCAAUGAAGAUCUCUGGGCUUGACUUUGCUGUGGUUGAAGAGGAACACGCAAACUAAGACAGAACACAACUAGAUUUUGCUAGUGCAGUGUCAGUCAAGGAUCUAUUAGAACUUAUUUUAAGAGUGAAAGAAAACAAAAUCUUU